CCAUCAUCAUCAUCACAAUUUUCAAUCAUCAUCAGUGUCAUCAUUGUCAUCGUGGUCGUCGUCACGUCGCGUCGUGUCACGCGAGAUAAAUGCGCUUCGGUCUUAUCUCUUCACAUGCCUCCAACCACCCCUCGCUUCCUCCAUCCUCGUCUUCCCAAUAUGUACGCGUUCACUUCCGGCGCCAACGUCCAUCGCAAGAGGUGAGUCUCUCACGCUCUUUCUUUAUUUCUCUUUUGCUCUCUCCCUCUCUCUCUCUUUUUCUCUCUCGCUCUUUCUGUUCAUCUCGUAGUGUCCUCCUCUUGAUCGUGCGUUCUCCACGCUAUUUCUCGCCGGGUCUCGUGCGCUCUGUGUGCCGGCCGGCUCGGUUUAUUCGUUCCUCACCAGCUCACCACCAACGCCAUCUUGUUGGUAGCGUCAAUUGUCGUGCGUGAUCCACACCGAGGCGACACCUCUCGCGUACGCCAUGCACUCGAUCUGCUCCCCUUUCUUCUCUUCCUCCUCAUCUUCCUUCUCCUUCAUCCUUCCUGUGCGUGUUAACACGCGAAUUUCAUCUCUCACUACCUCUCACUUUUCUGUCAGUUUUACCAUCACAACAUUAAUUCCUCCACUUGUAAAAUUUUAAAAGAGAGAGAGAGGGAGGGGUCCUUUGUUCAAAGUAAACGCCCUUUGUCGACGCUUCUUUAUUUCAUUUUCUUUUCAGCUUUCAAGGUCCGUUUCGAAUCUUUAUCUCUUGUCUCAUUUUUUUACUUCGUCUCACUUAGGUAGAAAAGCACAUCCCCUCCGUCCUCCGCUUUUGUACUUGCCACCGAGGAUCGUCCGAAGGGCUCUGUAGCAUUUAGACAUGAUUGGCUCGGCUGUAACCACGGUUUCAUCAAGUUCCCUCGGUGACUGGUGGUUACACACGGGCGGACUCGCGGCUCAGUCAGAUCAAGGUCUUCGUCAGGAACGAAUCGAGCUUGCAGAGGAGAAAUCGUAUCCGGGGACGGACGAAUUGGCGGCGGUCGCUUAUCAUUCGCCGUUCAUCAUCAAUUAGUCCCGCGCGAAUCUCGGGGGGAUUGUUUGUUUCUCAUCCACCGCCGUUCGCCAUCACACGCCCUUCCGUUCUUCACGCUCGCGAUUACGUUUUAUAUGUGCGUGAGCGCGUGUGCGUCACCACAUCGGAUUCAAUCGUCGCCCUGUCCUUCCGCGCGCCUCCUGACCGUUCUCGACGAUAAGAGGGAGAUCGCGCUGUCGGGAUGCCGCAGUGCGCAGUGGCCACGUGUCGCAAUAGCCAUCGCCGGACUCGCAAGCAGUCGGUGCGCUACCACCGUUUCCCGCACAAUGAGGAAUUGCGCGAGUUAUGGGUGCGUGCUUGCGGUCGUGCUCCCUUGGCGAAUGGAGAGCCGCCAUUCAAUAUCAAGACGGCGCGUAUCUGCUCACGCCACUUCCUGGAGGAGUUCUACGAGGACGAAAGCAGGGAGCAGAUCUUGCAGGGCAAUCAGAAGAGGAAUCGGCUGCGCUUGGGCGCGGUGCCCACGAUAGACGUGCCGGUACUCGUGGAGCCUUGCUUUAAAUUACUUCAGGAAACUGAAAGGAAGCGCACGCGUGCUAAAAUGGCGAACAUGCUUAUGGCGGCUGUUCCUGCCGAUCGAGUGGAUACUCGACAAUCCGUUUGUAAAAGGCUUCACGAAGACGAAGGUGGCGAAGAUGAUGAAAAUAACGACGCUAAAACAGUUUUGUCUAUUAUCAAAGAACAUGCUGAACGGAAGAAUCAGAGGAAAUGUUCGAAAUUGGAUAAAAAAGAAUGUUUUCUAAUGGCGGUUGGUCUCGUCCACGUAAGCACUAUGUGCUUGAACAAGAUGCACGCGAUGGAGGGUGCAGCCGAGAGCAGGCGAAAGGUGGACACCGCGGAGGACGACAAGACAUCGAGAUCGUCGCCGUCGCCGAAAGUACCCCAGAGCCAGCAGAACGGCGCCGCCCUUCCGGAGGAAACCGCGGCGGCGCCGGCGGCGUCGGUGGGCCGCGGACGCCCUAAGAAGAAGGACGAGUCGCGCUGCGACACCGAGACACCGAACGACACGAAAGACAAGCAGUUGCUUGCGAGCACGUCGCGGCAGAGUACGACGACUCCGAGUGACAUUGUGCAGCCGCGUCACGUUAAAGCGGCGUCCGAGCCCGUCGAGAUCAGAAAACGAAAGUCCACUAACGGACAGCUGAUCUCCCUCGGGAAUCCCAGGAAGAAGUUUCGCGACAACUCCUCGCGAGAGGAGUACAUUUCGAGGAUCGUGGGCGACAGCGAAAGCAUCGCUGACCUCGUGGCAAAGGCCGAUCGACUGCGAGCCGAUAUUUUGGCUCUUCAAAAUUUAGCACAUGACAAAGAAAUGGAAUGGAACGAGAUCUUGCGGAAGAGGAAGCUCAAGGAGGAGGCAUACAUGAGGAUCGAAAGGAAGAUACAAACAACAUUCUACAUGGAAAACGAUAGUCAAUUGUCGGAGACUUUGCCGGCCACUAGGUCGUUUUUGGGCUCGGCCGAAUGGGAGAACAUCGCCAACACCACUUCGAUAUCGAAGGAGAGAUCUUUCGGAUGUAAGGAGGAUCUAGGGGAGAGAUCUUCAGACUCAUCGGGCUCGAAGAAAGAGAAAACCAGGAGAGUUAGCUCGCAACAACGGGCGACUCCUCCGAAAACCAAUGGCGAAAGCAAUCGUAAACAGAAUGACGCGUUGAGCCCGGAAAGUCGGCAGAUCGGAGAAGGUCGUCAAGGUGCGAUAGUGGAUGUCAGAUCUAUUAUCGCCGACCAUAGACUCAAGCAUCCGGAAACCGUACCAAGAAGAGGUCGAAGAAUGAGGAAUUCAAAUGUGAAUAUCAACCUCGGUGCUGGCGGCGCCAUGGUCGAAACUGGGCACAAUGCCGAUUCGAGACCGUCUAGCACAGAAUCGUGCAAGAGCAAUCCAAGCGCGAGCGAUUCCAUGAACUACAAAGACAUGCUAGUGCAAUUUGCUAAGAUAAGUCAGCAAGGUGAAUCGAUCAAGGUCCCGCAGAAUUAUCCAGACGUGACGCUUCAUCCUGUGACACCUUCGUCUGCCCAGAAUACGUCUCAGCCGACCAGCUCAUUGCUCCACGGAAUUCUAACAAAAGCGCAAACACCGAGAUCCACGACUUUUUCACCUACUUUAGCGAGAUUACUCACCGCGCCUGAAAGAGAAAGGAGUUCUCCGGCAGCCGCAGCAGCGGCGGCAGCGGCGGCGGCGGCGUCAGCGUCUAUGUCGCAGCAAAGCGCCUCGACCCAGCACCUUUUGCAGGCAUACCAAGGCUCUAAUCUGGUUUCUAUAAAUGAUCUCCUAUCUUCUUCCAAGGCUCGCACAGAGAUAACUAUAACCCCUGUUGUUAACACUCCCGCGCAAUCUCACUCCAACGAUUUAAUUCAAGUGGAGGAUGUAGAGGAAGAAACAACGGUAAUUGAUGAUAGGAAAGGGAACUCGAUGGUCGGAAGAGAAGGUAAACAAGUAGUAAAGGACAAUCCACCUUCACCAAGCGCCCCGCCGAAAUGUCAGGGAUGCAUAAUUCGACCUGCACAAUUCGUUUGCGCCGGAUGCGGAAAUCAGUGGUACUGUAGUCGUUCAUGUCAGGUACAUGUCAUGUCAAGUGCACACUUGCUGCGUGGACAACACACUCCGAUCACUGUCCGCCGGAGCCCGAGAAUAACAAAACCAAGACCAACGUUUAACGCCCGAGAUCCCUGCACGCCCGGUGUGUACAAUGGCAUCAGGCGAGAGAUAUCAGCAUAACUGAGUACGAAUCUAGUCAAGGAAGGAGGUUCAAGGGUGUAAUUCAGAUGGAGCGACAAAUGAGAUGCGGAGAGAAUCGAAGAGGGAUUACCGCGCGCGCGCGUGUAUGUGUGUGUGUGUGUGUGUGUCUGUGUCGUAUUGAUAUAGUAUCAGGAAGAUUCUUGUCGAAGCAAAUGGAUGAUAUUGUCCUAUUUAUCACAAGCAUUUACUGAUCUCCCAUCUCGAAGGAGAUUCCACGCUACCACGUCCUGCUCUUUGCAGAACGAAUUCGUGAAAUUUCUUGCACUUUACUCGAGCUUUAGAUGAAGAAAAAUUGUCUUCUUUCGAUGACGAAAAUUAACAGGAUAUUCGAUGCCAUUGGGUUAAUGAGCCUCGUGUGUUAUGUAUGUAUAAUUCUUUUUCUUUUAGACUUUACUACAUACACUAGUCGAAAGUUUUCGAGUGCUCGAAAAACGAGCAGGAAAGGGAAUAAGUAAUUUCCAAGGCGCUUUUUGUGGAAGUGGAGCACAAUACUAAGUAACGCGAUGCUGUAUAUAAUUUUAUACAAUUUAAGAGAGUUGGUCAUACAGCGUCGGAUUUUAGAACGUCGAUUAAUCGCGUGCCAUGCGUAAGAUCGGGGGUGGAUUGAGACCAUCAGUUUCGAAAGAGAUAUCGAAAGGUAUUUACUUUUUUUACUUUUUAUUAGAGAAUAUUUCAACGACAAAUUGUAGAUAUUUUAAAUUUAAGGAAUUCGAGCGAUGUAAAAUUAAAAUUUGUCAUAGUAAAUAUAAUAAAUAAAGCAAAUUUAUUCUAAGAUUUCUUUGUUAUUAGAACAAAUUUCAUUAACAUGGUGUGAUUUGUUAUAAUGACAAGAUUAUUUUGUUACAAUAACAAGAUUACCUUGUUAUUAUAACAAAAUCACUGUUGACAGUUCUCACAUAAAAUUGGUUUGUCAUUUACUAUGACAAGUUUUAUAUUACUGGACAUUAUUGUUUGCAAAUGAUUAAUGUCCAAUUAUUUCAAGUUAUGUAUGCGUAUCCAUAUAGAUAUUUUCCGCUUGCUCAAUCCGCCCUCAUAUAUAAGAUUCGUUUUCCAUAAUUGACCUUAAUGCUCAAGUUAGACAAAUAACUUGAGUAUCUUUUUUAUAUCCAAUCACGGAUUAUUAUUCUGGUUUCUUUUUCUUUCAUUGUUUUUUACAUUGUAAGUACAAGAAAUCCCUGGACAGAGCAUUUAACCAAGAAACAAAAAACAAAUAUUAAAUUGGUACUCCUUGUUAAAUAUCCAAUACAUAUAUUUGCAUAUUA
Messenger RNA from Temnothorax curvispinosus, 5047 nucleotides. RefSeq lists its product as uncharacterized. The transcript has 8 exons. The coding region runs from base 1236 to 3764 and encodes 842 amino acids. The record is from RefSeq and is a predicted model, not a curated record. NCBI's taxonomy places the organism in Eukaryota, Metazoa, Arthropoda, Insecta, Hymenoptera, Formicidae.